GCCGCCGCACGCAUCACACCAGCUCGUUGCAAACCGACACGACAGUCGUCGCGAAAGCACACACGCCGUCAGACGUCUCUCAUCGUAAUAAUACAAUUUAAUAAAAAAAAAAAACUGUAACACAAUAGGAUAAAAAUUGUACGCGAUCGCGUGAAGUCCGACGGAGACAUAAUAAUUGUACCAUCGCUUCGUAUACCACCGCGAUAGGAGGAGGAAUAUCAUCAUCGCGACAUACCGAGUGGACACUGAAGACGACGACGACGACGACGAAGAGGCCGGAAGACCAUGUGCGUGAACACAGUCGAAUUACUGCAGUGAUCGAUGUUAUAAACAAUAUUUAACGCUCUCGAUAUAUGCGGAACCCGGAGUAUCGGACCACCGAAGACAUUCCAAAACUUUUCAACCGGCUGACAUGAGCGGUUGAACUCGGACACUAUACCCACUCACGAACGCGCACACGUCCGGCGCGAAUAGAACUGCACGUCUGCAAGAGGAGCGCAGCGAUUAGCCGACUUCUCCGCACGAACUCGCGACAGAUAAAAUGGCAGCUUUUCAAUGGAUAACAGCCUUAACGGUGUUCCAACUGCUGACAAGCAGUUUUUGUCUGGAAAACGGUUUAGCCAGGACACCACCGAUGGGAUGGUUGGCGUGGGAGAGAUUUAGAUGUAACACUGAUUGCAAAAACGAUCCUGACAACUGUAUAAGCGAGAAACUCUUUAGGACCAUGACGGACCUUGUGAUAUCCGAAGGGUACGCUGCUGCCGGUUACGAGUACAUAAACGUGGACGACUGUUGGUUGGACUUUGCAAGGACGUACGAUGGUAGACUACAGCCCGACGCCAAACGGUUCCCCAGAGGAAUGGCCGACCUAUCCGAAUACGUGAGUACCUGUACCUAUACAUAUAUAUUAUACUCCGACUUAAAUUCUAUUAAAUCGCGAUAAUUUACGGUUUGCGCG
Acyrthosiphon pisum (pea aphid) is the source of this 958-nucleotide messenger RNA. RefSeq names its product alpha-N-acetylgalactosaminidase. Gene Ontology annotation, cellular component: cytoplasm. The record is from RefSeq and is a predicted model, not a curated record. Gene Ontology annotation, biological process: glycoside catabolic process; oligosaccharide metabolic process. The transcript has 3 exons. NCBI's taxonomy places the organism in Eukaryota, Metazoa, Arthropoda, Insecta, Hemiptera, Aphididae. Gene Ontology annotation, molecular function: alpha-galactosidase activity. Bases 542 to 943 code for a protein of 133 amino acids.